AGAAGUUCAUUCAUAAACUGAACCUCGAAUGUGUUUGAGUAGUGAAAUAUAGUUAUAUACAAAUAGUAGUCUUACGGACAGUGAUCUAAUAGUGUUUACAUAACUUCUAUGAAAACACGUGUCCACCAGUAAACAUUGGAAAUGAUUAUGGACGGUUUAGACACUCUAUCGCAAGUUGCAUUGGAUCAGAUUAACCUGACCAACUUGGCUAAUCUGUGUUUUGACUGUAAUUCUGUACCAGGAGGGGGCCGCUUGCCCUCGGAGUCCAUCGAUGACUCUUUAAACACACCUGUGACUAGUAAUUCGGAUACAUUCUUUGGAAAUGAUCCACUAGGGCCUGUGCCCAUUACUGCCACGGCAAACAUCGAAGCUCAGAUCACCAUCCCCGAGCGAAAUCUCGGUGCAGUUCCAAGCACUCUUCAACAAACUCAGCCUUCCUUAGACCAAGCUAGUCAACAGGGCAUCACUCACCGCAUCCAGUACAAAGGCACCCUUGUCACAUCAUCAGUGACCCCCUCAACAACUACAGCGGACCAGCUUUUUCCUGGCACCGGUGGGCAGCCCAUUUUUGCUCCACUGUCCCCUUUACUGAGCAUCCUCCAACAAGCAACACAGGUUCAGGCACAAGUUGCCACAUCUGUGCCUCAAUGUCACAAUGUUCCAGACUAUUCCUACCAGUGCCAUCAACAGCAACAGUCAUGCUUCAGCCCUGCUCCAUCCACAACAUCUCAGCACUCACAGCACUCACAUACAGGCUCCCCACAGCCUGAGAUGGGAAUCCCAGAUUGCGAUGCUUACUCCACUGGGUUUGGGUCCCCCGGACCUUUGACUCCAAGCUCUACUCAAUCAACUCCAGAACCUCAGAUUCCAGUGUGCGAGCCAUUGUCAUUGGAUUACACUAGUCCACCUCCCCCUUACUCUCGCGCCUUUGAAACUCAAGUAAAACAGCCUCCAGUAUUCAGUUCAUGUUCUCAGCAGCAGCCUAUGAUCAGUGAACAACAGCCUAUGAACAUUAGUUAUCCAGUGUCAUCAAGUAUGUCAAUGACACCACAAACUGUCCUUCAUUUUACAGACGACAUGCGCGUCAGUGACAUGAACACACAUCAAAACACAGAAUUCAAAUGGACAGUGCAACCAGCCCCAGCUGGUUUACCAGACUUUAACGCUCUUAAUGUUACACAACAAAGCUACCAACAGCCUCAGUAUCAAGUUCCAAGCAUAAAACAGGAACCAGGCAUUAGUGACUUACCAAAUGACUUUUUAAUUCCAUCGUCUCAAGCCGACUUCGGCAUGUCAUCUCAGAGUACCCCAUCGAAACAUUCGUUGCCUUCAUCAAUUAUUCAACCCUACCAACAGGGUCAACUCAAACUUAUGCCAGUAAAGCCUAGAAAGUACCCUAAUCGCCCAAGCAAAACUCCACUUCACGAGCGACCAUACGCAUGCCCAGUGGAAAGUUGCGAUCGUCGAUUCUCCAGAAGCGAUGAACUCACACGACAUAUUCGCAUUCACACUGGACAGAAACCUUUUCAAUGUCGCAUUUGCAUGCGUCAGUUCAGUCGAAGUGACCAUCUAACAACUCACGUGCGAACACACACAGGCGAGAAACCUUUCUCUUGUGACGUUUGUGGAAGAAAAUUUGCCCGAAGUGACGAAAAGAAAAGACACGCAAAAGUGCAUUUGAAACAGAAGAUAAAGAAAGAGGCAAAAAUGUUGGCUUCAAAUGCUCCACUUCCCCCGGCUACCUCUACAAGCGACAUGGUCACAAACAUUCUCCAAGGAAGUGUUAGCGGGCCUAGCACAACCUCAAUCCCUCAUAUAGUUACAACAUCCUCUUUAUAAAAAGACGGUAAAACAUAAAGACAGCUCAAAAAUUCAUUUCACUCUGUCAUCAGGGACUCCGGUGAUUAUAAUUACUGUAAGUAGAAAUGACGUAAGGUUGUCCAUGUUUGAGCGGGAAAUGAAGACGAGGUAAUUCGUUUUUAACGGCUCAGAAAAUGGAAGGGCUAUAUACUGUUAUGUACAGACAAAGCUUUAUUAUAGUCAUUUAUUGUGUUGCCAAGUGUCAUUUUUUUUUUCAUUUUACAUAGUUGAUAAAUGUUGUUCCUGUUGUUUGUUAUUAUUGGCAGCAUAUCAAUAGUGCUUAUGUUGAAACGUCGUUAUAUUUGUUAAGUUUUCUUCCCCAAACAAAUUACACUUCAGUAGAUCUGAGCCUUUUAAUAGCUUUAUAAAUGGCAUUUUAUUCAUAUAUUUUGUUUAUUUUUCCUCAAAAAUUUAUGUGUAAAUUUUAUACAAUAUUACCAAACUCAUACUUUGUUCAUACCACCUCCUAUAUUUAAUAUAGUCAUGUGCAGUUGAGGCUUUAAAAAUUCUUUAGCAAUUUUUUGUGUGUACCAAGUUCUGUUACGUUGUGAUAAAUAUGUGAUUCUGUGAGACUGCGAGAGAGACAG
Molecule: messenger RNA, 2447 nt
Organism: Saccostrea echinata
Lineage: Eukaryota; Metazoa; Mollusca; Bivalvia; Ostreida; Ostreidae
Product: early growth response protein 2-like
Exons: 2
Coding region: 142-1839 (565 amino acids)
Biological process (GO): regulation of transcription by RNA polymerase II
Molecular function (GO): DNA-binding transcription factor activity, RNA polymerase II-specific; RNA polymerase II cis-regulatory region sequence-specific DNA binding
Source: RefSeq, a predicted model, not a curated record